GAUUUGGGACACUCCAGCUGGAAACUUCUUCAUCAUCUCACGUUGAGAUUUCCCGAGCAUCCUACACACGAAGAGAGCAAAAAGCUAGAGCAGUUCUUCUACUUGUUCUCUGAGCUCUACCCGUGCGACGAAUGCAGUCAUCAUUUCCAGCAGAUACUAUCUAAAUUCCCUCCACAGACAUCCUCUAACCACGAUGCUUCAAGUUGGUUAUGCGGUAUGCACAAUCUAGUCAACCAGCGAUUGAACAAGCCUAGCUUUGAUUGCUCGACGCUCUCUGACCAUUUUGAUUGUGACUGCAGU
Wallemia mellicola CBS 633.66 is the source of this 300-nucleotide messenger RNA. RefSeq lists its product as hypothetical. The annotation marks the transcript as partial. Gene Ontology annotation, cellular component: mitochondrion. The record is from RefSeq and is a predicted model, not a curated record. Gene Ontology annotation, molecular function: flavin adenine dinucleotide binding; flavin-dependent sulfhydryl oxidase activity. Lineage: Eukaryota; Fungi; Basidiomycota; Wallemiomycetes; Wallemiales; Wallemiaceae. The transcript is spliced from 3 exons.